This is a messenger RNA of Brenthis ino (lesser marbled fritillary), 2733 nucleotides long. The record is from the annotation of a GenBank genome assembly. NCBI's taxonomy places the organism in Eukaryota, Metazoa, Arthropoda, Insecta, Lepidoptera, Nymphalidae.
AUGUACACAAUUUGGGUAUUAGCGCUCGCCUUAGGCGUAGCGGUAGCUGACGUUGGCAUCGGGUACCAAUAUAACAAGCCGGCCACUACAUACGGCUUACCGUCUUACCAAGUCAGCAGCAGCGGAAGCAAAUAUAACUCUGCUUUUUCAUCUCAAUCCUCCGGCUCAGGCUUGGGUCAAGGACAAGGUACAGGUUAUACCUAUGACAGAACAAGCUCAAGUGGUUCCUCAAAAUACAAUUCAGGAGGCCUUGGCUCUAGUUCCUCAACCUACAAAGAGCAGGGUUCAAGCUCUGGAUCUAAUUAUAAUGGUUUUGCUACACCAAGCCAAAGUUCAUCUUCAACCUAUAAUAAUUUAGGAUCUGGUGCCUCUGGUUCAAACGCUUAUGGCUCGACUUCCGGUUCCGGAUACAACUCCUUUAGCUCUACGGGUUUGGGGUCUGGAUCCUUAUACAAUGUACACGAUGGCUCUAAUGCAGGGUUAAAUUCAAGAUACAAUUUCUUUGGCACAGGCAGUGGCUCCAACUCAAACAAUAAUAUUGGAACUUCCCAAGGCGGGUACUAUACUUCCGGUUUUGGUCAGAACGCUGGCUAUGGCUACCAAACCGUUGAUACGGGUGAAUUAGAUAACAUUGGUAGAUACUAUCAGGCCGCCAGCGCUGCUAAUCAAUUUGUGUCACCAAAUCAGUAUAAAAAUAUAGCCACUCUUAAUUAUCAAGACUAUUUUAAACAUGUACAAACACAACCAGCUCAAAUAUUUAAGCAUUUUUAUGUCCACGCUGCACCCGAAGAACCUGAACCAAUCAAAUCUCAUGAGCCUAUAGUUCUUCCACCACCACAGAAGCAUUAUAAAAUUAUAUUCAUAAAGGCCCCAGCUCAACAACCUCAAGAACCUCAAAUCAUUCCAGUAUCACAACAGAAUGAAGAGAAGACUAUCGUUUAUGUACUUCUCAAAAAGCCUGAAGAUGCAAAGAAUGUCAUAUUACCUAAAUUGGAACAGAAAGCACCAGUUAAACCUGAUGUUUUCUUCCUCAAAUAUAAUGAUAAACAAGAUUCUCAGGUUUUGAUCGACAAUAUUGUUAAUGACUACAACAAAGGUGGAGUUUCUGCUAGUUUCUCUGGUGUAGGAAUCGGAAACUCCGAUUAUAAAUUUGACACAGAAUCUUCAACAAAUUCUUUCGGAGGAAAUUCUGAGAAUGUAUUAUCUGCGGCAUUAGGAACUUCUUACUCAUUACCAAGUACCACAGUAAUUUCAUCGACUACUCCAAGUAGUUUUAGUUCAAGCAGCAAUAGCAACUUAGCAUCUGGCUCUAGUUUUGAAUCAGGUAGCACUUUUACUUCUAAGCCUAGCUCCAGUUUUGGAACUACCUCUAAUGUAUACGAUGGGUUCUCUAGUUCUACUAUAAAGCCUAUUAGUACCCUAGAAGAAUCCUCCAAUACUGUAAAUAUCGGUUCUAGCAGCUUAUCAUCUGGAAGUGGUAGCGUGUCUGCAAGCAAGCCAAGUACUAGCUUCAGCUCAGGUUCCUCUGCUUUUGAUUCGAAUAGUAGUCUUUCAUCUAGUUCAUUGGGUAACAAUAUUUUAUCGGGUUUAUCAGGAUCUGAUAAUGUAAAUUCAAGAUUUGGUAGCUCUGAAUAUACUUCUAGCAAGUUUACUUCUAGUUCAAAUAAUUAUGAUACUUCAGGAGUUAAUGCCGGCAGUUCUAAUUUAAAUAAAUAUAGCGUUGGAACGGCUAGUACCACUGCACCUGGUGUUUCCAGUUUAGGAACCACUUUAUCGUCGGGUGGAGUUAAUUCAGGAAGUUUUGGUUCUGGUUUCAGCAGUUUGGGAAGUAACACUAUUUCCCAAUUUAGUUCCGGUACAAAUGGCUUAGGAAGCAACAAAUAUAAUCUUGGUUCAGUAUACAAAGUUGGAACACCCACUGUAAGCUUUGGUACUGGUAUUAGUGGCUUGGCUGGAGCCAAUAAAUAUGGUUAUGGAUCAUCAUAUGGAUCAGGUAGCACAUCAGGAUCAAGUUCUGGAGGCUUAGGUGCUGGUUCAAGUGGUUUUGGAACCAACAAAUAUAGUUUUGGUACUGGUAGUAACUUCGGGUCCAGCUCUGGAGGCUAUGGAUCAAAGUCUGGUAAUUUUGGAUCUAGCAGUAGUACUAAUAAAUAUAAUAAAUAUAGUUCUACUAGUUUUGGAACAAGCGGUGCUGGUUCUAACUCAGGAAACUAUGGUUCUUCUGGUUUGGUUUCUAAAUUCAAUACUGGAUCUGGUACAAUUUCUAUUGGUAAUUCUGGUCUUUCAUCUGGAUCUCUUUCUGAAUCAUCUUCCAUCAAACCAGAAACUAGUUCUGGAGUCGUUAGUUCUGAUAUUACUUCAAAUUUUGAUAAAUACCUUUCUGGUUCCGGAAAUUUCGGUUCUAGCUCAAGUGGGCUAUCCGCAAAUUCUGCUUCUGGCAGUUCAGAACUUUUAUCUGGAUUCGGUACUGGUGUAUCAAGUACCGUUAGUCCAUCUAAUUCAGGCGUUAACUUUGGCUCAGGUUCAGGUAACGGCUCAGGGUCUAGCAGUUACGAGUCAAGUAAAUCUAGUGGCUAUGAAUCUGUUUCUAGUAACUUUUCUUCCAGUGGUUCGGACGCAGGUAAAUUCAAUUCUGAUUCUGGCAGCUCAAGCUCUAACUAUGAUUCAAGCCUUAUUGCAACUAGUCAGGGCGUUCCACAUGAAACUUAUGGAUCACCUACAUUUAAAGUUUAU